AUGUCGGGCUACGGACUUCCCAUUUCCCAGGAGGUGGCUAAGGAGUUGGCUGAGAACGCCAAGAAGAUUGCCUCUCCAGGAAAGGGCAUCUUGGCAGCGGAUGAGUCAACUGGCACCAUCAAGAAGCGCUUCGACAGCAUUGGCGUCGAAAACACGGAGGCCAACCGCGCGUUCUACCGCGACCUCCUCUUCAGCACCAAGGGCCUCGGUCAGUACAUCAGCGGUGCCAUUCUGUUCGAGGAGACCCUCUACCAGAAGAGCCCCUCGGGCGUCCCCAUGGUCGACCUGCUGAAGGCUGAGGGCAUCAUCCCGGGCAUCAAGGUCGACAAGGGCCUGGAGACGCUGCCGCUGACCGACGACGAGAAGGCGACCAUGGGUCUCGACGGUCUCUCUGAGCGCUGCAAGAAGUACUACGAGGCCGGUGCGCGCUUCGCCAAGUGGCGCGCAGUCCUCAGCAUCGACGCCGCCAAGGGCAAACCCACCAACCUGUCCAUCACUGAGGUCGCACACGGCCUCGCCCGCUACGCGGCCAUCUGCCAGGCCAACCGACUGGUUCCCAUUGUGGAGCCCGAGAUCCUGACUGACGGCAGCCACGACAUCAGCGUGUGCGCCGAGGUCAGCGAGCGCGUCUUGGCGGCAGUCUUCAAGGCUCUCAACGACCAUCACGUGCUGCUCGAGGGUGCGUUGCUGAAGCCCAACAUGGUGACUCAGGGAUCUGACUGCUCCAAGCAGUGCUCCCACGAAGAAGUUGCCUUCUACACCGUCCGCACUCUGAAGCGCACCGUUCCCCCUGCGCUCCCCGGUGUCAUGUUCCUUUCUGGCGGCCAGUCUGAGGAGGAUGCGUCCCUCAACCUCAACGCCAUGAACAAGAAUCGCCCGCUUCCCUGGGAGCUGUCCUUCUCGUACGGCCGCGCCCUCCAGGCUUCCUGCCUGAAGGCGUGGGCAGGCUGUCCCGAGAACAAGGCGAAGGCCCAGCAGGUCCUCCUCGAGCGUGCGAAGGCCAACUCCGACGCUCAGCUCGGCAAGUACGCUGGCGGCGCGGGUGGUGCUGAUGCUGCUUCCUCCCUCUUCGAGAAGCGCUAUGUGUAUUAG
Molecule: messenger RNA, 1092 nt
Organism: Besnoitia besnoiti
Lineage: Eukaryota; Apicomplexa; Conoidasida; Eucoccidiorida; Sarcocystidae
Product: fructose-1,6-bisphosphate aldolase
Exons: 3
Coding region: 1-1092 (363 amino acids)
Biological process (GO): fructose 1,6-bisphosphate metabolic process; glycolytic process
Cellular component (GO): cytosol
Molecular function (GO): fructose-bisphosphate aldolase activity
Source: RefSeq, a predicted model, not a curated record